AUCGCUGUCCUCGCUUGCUUGUGGCUCGCGUUCUCUUUCUCUCUCACUCGCUUUCAUUCUCACUCUCUGUCAACACAUGUUAAUUUCAGUUCAGAGAACAUAGUGUGUGGAUAUAAAAGACCUGCAGAACUGUUUGGUCCGUGCCUGUACGAAACGUGUUGAUAGGCCAAUGAUGCGUGUGAGACAUGACCAACAAGGCCCCCUGGGAUAACUCAAGCAGAAUGUGCAGCAUGGAGCCAGCAGCUGGCUGCUCCCCCACAGUUCCAGAGCCGGAGCUGUACCGCAGCAUCCAGGCUGUACUGCCGAGGGAAACAGACAACCAGCAGCCCACUGACUGUUUCAACAAAGGCAUGCUGAGAUGGACGCUUCAUAAGAAGGUUCAGAACAAUCCUGCCAACAGCUUAUCUCUGCUGUGGGUUCUGAUAAAGGAGCUGGAAAAGGCUGAGAGGUGGGACUCUCGUAAAUGCAUCAUCCCUCUGCUCCACACUCUCAUGUAUGCCAUCAUUCAGACAGCCUACAUUCCAGAUGAGCUGUACAAGCGGGUGUAUGACUUUUGUAAGAGACUCCUGACCUACCCUCAUCCUUACUGCACCGUAGGACUCAGCUACACAAGACAAAUAAAAACUGAACGCUCUAUUCCAGGUCUGAUGUACCAGAGGAUGGUUGCAGCAGAGCAGAGAUUAAAAAAUGAUCACUAUCCCUUUCAGGAGAGGGUUUUUGUUCUGGCUGACCCAGAGGUUUUCUGCGGUUCCCUGGGACAAGUCCUGCUGGGUGAUAUUGAGGCAUCAGCCACAGCUUCAAGUCCUCUAGAUCUCAUGCGCAGUGUGGUCCAGCACUCAAUCCAGGCUACUUUAGGAUCAGAGCAAUGCCACGGGCUGAAACUGGCUCAGGCGCUGAAGGACAUGGGUCAAGACGUUGAGCCGUACUUUCAGGAAGUGUUGGCGACUCUCGAGCAGAGCGCGGAGGAGGGCGGCAGGGGGGAGGGGGAGGCGCUGAGAGCCCGUCUCCAGCAGCUGUACAGCGAGAUCGUCACCGACACAGACUCAGAGCUAUUGUCCAGUGGUCAACUGUGUGACUGCCCUCUUCCUAACCCAGAGAUGAGCUUCCACCUGUGGACGGAGGAUCUGGAUAUCUGGCGAGAGCUGGCCAGGUGGUUUCGAUCCAGCUCCAUGUCGGAUCAGUUCUCCCUCCACCAGGAGCAAGAGGACUUUGAGCUGGGUGAAUCGCCCAGCGACCUGAUGCCACCUGACAUGACUCGCUUCUCCGUGAUGUCCAACGACAGCGGUAUCGAAAGAGACCUGCCCCCCAACGCGGAUCCCUCUCCAUCGUCAUCUCUGGACACCGCCAGCAUGAGUACAUCAUGGGAACAAUGCAAGAGUGAGCAAGAGUCAGGCAAGCUGUUACGGCGUGGAGGAAUCAAGAUGAAACCAUCUCCGAAGGACACUAUGGUGCUUAUGCAGGAUACCCUGGAGGAUCACGCAAGCCUCGGAGGAGGAGGAAGUGGAGGGAGGGGUGGAAGAAGAGGGGCGACUCUGCAGAGGCGGGCAGGAAGCAGCGCAAUGCAGAACCCCUUCACCAAGCAGCAGCGACACUUUACUGCCAAAAUAGUUGCCAUGGGGGAUGACAGGGUACUGGGCCGCUUGGCCAAGGCCUACUAUUUCUUCAGGAAAAGGGAAGCGAGGAGGAUUUUUCUUACAAUGAAAGUCAACCUCCAGUUUUACUACAUCCCUGUCUGCAAGACUCCAACUCACAUGUCUUCUGUCAAGGAAAACCAUCCCAUCAGUCAGUUCAAGGGGAAUCCCUGCUCUCUUGGUUCCUAUUUGAGCAUGGUGGACCCAUGGUACAACUGUAACAUCAGGAGCUUAGGCUCUAUGAUCCCCAAACUGGCUAAGAUGGCGAACCCAGGAAGGUCAAAAGAGCCCUUUGUCUCUGAUGUCAUUUCCUACUACGUCCGUACUGGCCAGCAGCCGGUCUACUUCAGCAUCUACUUUGUUAAGCUCACAUUCAACAGCACCACGAAGGAUCCUGUGGAAGAUGUGUUCCUCACCCAUCUAGAGAUGGAGUUUCCUGAGUUCAGACAGAUCUCAGCGUCAGUUAGAGAUAAAUCUAGGAGGAGCUCUGGGGAGGUAUGCGGAGCUGUCAUCUCGAUGAAUUACAAAAAGGUGACAUUAAGUGGCCGAGACAUUGACACAGGAACCUCAGUCAGAACGUCAGGUGCUCAGAUCAGUGCUAUUCCUUCCAGUGAAGCAGAAGAUCUGAACUGUUUGACACUGACGUUGAAUGAAUCUCCAACCAAAAGCAAAAACAGCAAUGUGGAGUCAAAGAUUCGAACCAGCAACAUUAAGAUUCGCACUUUGGAGAGUCGAUCUUUAACUGUCACACUGGACAGAGAUUGUCGCAGGACCUACAAAAAUGUGCAGAGCAUCGAGAUCUCCCCGUGUCUUGAUCCUGGAUACUGCGUCCAGAAAACCAUUAGGUCCAAAUUCAACCUGAAUUUGGAAGAGGACAAAAACGCGGGACUGAGCAAAUACAUGAGCAAAGGACUUCCUCUACCGAUCAACACAUUCGCUGGAAUCAUCAACUGACAUGAAGGAGUUAUGCCACACAGAAAAUUGAGAAUUAGGACUAUCUAUGCUGUGUUUCGAUAGCAGGAAUGGUUGUUGCUUCUGUGAUUACAGAAGUCUAGUCUGACGCAUGAAAAGUCAAAUGGAAUAACCUUCGAGUCAUACUGAGCUGCUCCUGAAACCAAACAUUUUUCACUCUGCGAGUCAGGGCUGACUGCCACGUGUGGAAAAAGACUAUGAACCAAAAUCAACUUGAGGCCAGAUACAACAAACAUUGUACUGGUGUCACCUCUUGCAGUUGAUGGAAUAACCCAUCAGCUGCGUUUACAGUAACAGGAACAAAAUUUUAUCACACUGCACAGUUUGACUGAACUCCUGCCAGUGUAUUGCUCUGGAUGAGUAAACAACUGUGCAUACUCUAAGACAGUCAGUCAAUAUAUGCAGAUUGGAAUAAUGCAAAAAGAACAAUAUUGCAAGCCACACUGGAGAGAGUGGCGGGAGGGGGGAAAGAAAAACAAAUAAGCAGUGAUAUGCACCUGUAUAUAGUAAAGAUAUCAGGACUACUUGGAUCACUAAACAAGUGACAUUAUCAUGAAAACUCUGCAGACAGUCUGGAAAAUCUGCAUUCACCACUUAGUGAAGCAGAUUUGAAAGGUUGAUUGUAACAGUUACUUCAUAGACACACUACCUUUUACUGCCUCGACACACACACACACACACACACAGUAUGCACAAAAUAAUACAUACAGUCCCUCCCAGCCUGUCAGCUAUUGAUACAUGGAGAUUGUUGAAGGACGGGUACGAUGACAGCUGACAGUUCACUGUUGCCUUUCUCUUCUCUGAAUCAUUCAAAUAACUUGUUAUUCCUGUACCUGUUACAUACAGUAAGAUACUAAGAAGGUGCAAAAGAUUGAUAUUAUCCUUGGGUUUAGUAUUUGGAAACAUUCUAGAAAUUAUAUAAUUACACUAUGCUGAGCACAGAAGCUAGAGCCGAGUGCAAUGUUAGAACUUACUACAGAACAGAAGCAACUUUUGUGUUAUACAGUAUCAGACAGACGUGAAUAAUACACAGACCAAGCUACAGAAAGUAGCUGUUGGACGUCAGGCCACUGACUGCUCACCAGAGUUGCAUGACUGUGUUUCAUUCUUGAUGGUAUACAAGACAAAGAGCUAAGCUUGGGGACAGUCAAAAAUGAAACUUGUACAAAUGGCAGGAAACGUUUGAAAUGAAUCAGCUUUGGGGUGUGAAACUCACCAAGACCCCCUUCCAUUCAAUGUGGUGUUUUGCGUAAGUGUGCUGAACUUGAUGUAUUUGCACUAAAACUGCAGGGUCGUUUAUAGUUUCAUUGUGAAAGAGGAGCACCGGUGCAGCAGUUGUGUGUAAAGCAUUUAAUAAGACUUAUGACUACAUGUGUAAUUAUAUCCCUACUGUACAUGGCGUGAUUAUGGAAACUCUCCCAUAACAUAAAGUCAUGUUAUGAUGUUUUCUAAAUCAUAGAGGGCUGUUCAAGAUCUGACACAACUAUUGGUUAUGUUGUUAUUUAUGGAGCAGACAAAGGUCAUGCUUUUAAAAAAAAAAAAAAAGUUUCGCAAUCACAUAAUUACUAUAUUGUCAAAAAUAGUUCAGGUGCUUAUUUUGGAUGCAUCCUCUGAGAUCAGGUAUGAUCUCAGGCAGCAAAGGCUGACAGCCUUCGGAAGUGAUGUGUUAUUGGAUGCAUGACAUAAAAUGUCAUGUGAGCGUGUGUGCCUGUGUGUCUGCUGGCCUGGCAGGGUAAAAUCAUGAGUUGGAAAUUCAUGAUCAAUUUUGCACAUUAUUUUCACAUUAUGUCAUAUAUAAAGAGGACGCCAUUAUAAAUUGAAAUGUAAUUGUGUAAAUAAGUGAUUUUGUUUUGUUAAAAAGUGCAUUUUAUAAUAAAUCUGCUUGAAUCAA
Toxotes jaculatrix (banded archerfish) is the source of this 4494-nucleotide messenger RNA. Its product is annotated as phosphoinositide 3-kinase regulatory subunit 6. Gene Ontology annotation, cellular component: phosphatidylinositol 3-kinase complex, class IB. Gene Ontology annotation, biological process: positive regulation of MAP kinase activity; G protein-coupled receptor signaling pathway. NCBI's taxonomy places the organism in Eukaryota, Metazoa, Chordata, Actinopteri, Toxotidae. The coding region runs from base 186 to 2585 and encodes 799 amino acids. Gene Ontology annotation, molecular function: 1-phosphatidylinositol-3-kinase regulator activity. The record is from RefSeq and is a predicted model, not a curated record. The transcript is spliced from 21 exons.